CUCUCCCCACCCACGAUCUUUGUGUUGAGUGGAGCUUGACCACAGACUGGAGGGUGAAGAUGGCGGACCGGCGGAGACGGAGGAGGCGCGCGUCCCAGGACAGCGAGGACGACGACGAGUCCGGUUCCAGUUCGGACAGCGUGAAGUCGGGCUCUUCAGCGACGAAGACCCGGGCGAGAGACCCGGUACCGGCAGAAGCGACCGUUGCCCGGCCCGAGGCGAAGAGCGACGUGGAGUCCGAGUGUGAGAGUGAAGAUGGAGUGGGAGAAGCUGUCUUGUCGGAUUAUGAGAGUGCAGACCCUGAGGAAAAUGGCUCCCAUUCAGAGGGAGUGGAGGAGGAAGAGGAGGCAGAGCAGUACAGUGAUGAAGAGGCUCCAGCAGCAGCCAGCGAGCCCAAGCCCUCUGCUCCUGACAACCCCACACAGGAAGAGCAAGGGGAGCAGGUGGUGGAAGAGGAGGAGGAGGCGGCAGAGGAGGCGGCAGAGAGGGAGGGAGGAGGACACGGUAAAGAUAAGAGCAAAGCCGAGGAUAAGGAGAACCUGGCUGGAGAGAGACAGAGCGGCGACGGCCAGGAGUCCACGGAUGAUCCUGAGACGAAGGCGGUAGUAAAACCUGGCCAGAAGUUGGACGAUGACGAGGACAGAAAAAACCCGGCCUACAUUCCCAGGAAGGGGCUUUUCUUCGAGCAUGACGUCAGAGGACACGCCCAGGAGGAGGAGAGACCUAAAGGUCGCAACAGGAAGCUGUGGAAAGACGAGGGUCGCUGGGAGCACGACAAAUUCAGGGAGGAGGAGCAAGCGCCCAAGAGCCGCGAAGAGCUCAUCGCCAUCUACGGUUAUGACAUCAGGAACGGCGGGGGAGCGGGAAACCGGCCGUACAGGCAGCGCAGACCCAGACAGAGUUUGUCUCCCAGCAGAGACAAACGGUGGAGAGAGGGAGGAGAGCGGACGGUCCGAUCCUGGCAGGGCAGUGGAGGAGGAGGAGGAGGAGGAGGGAGUAUGAGCCGAGGAGCAGCUCCUUCACCUUCAUCCAUCCAACCCUCUUCUACGUCAUCCUCCUCAGUCCAUUUCUGCUCCGCCCCACACAACAACAGAGCGCCUUCCUCCCGCAGCAGACCCCCGCACCAGAAUCACUCACAUCCUCAGUCCCACCACAAGAACGAUGAAUCAAACGUACCCCAGCUGCAGCCCAGAGAGCGACAGGGCCCCAAAGCUCAGUCAGAGCCUGCGGGAGACAGGGGUGUGGUCAGCAAAGGUGGGCGUGGCACUGGUGGGCGUGGUGGUUCCUCUGUGGUCUUUGAGAACAGUUCCAUUACCCGGGGGGUUGUUGAGGAUCAGGACCUGAGCACGAGCACCGUGACAACGGCGUCGCAGUCAGGCGGUUACCAGUCGCCAAGGCGACAGCAGCAGGAGCGAAGUGGCGCCGACCAAUCUGUGUCCGGAUUGGCUGCCUCCUCCACUUCUGACCCCGCCCUUCACUCAUCAUCAGCUGCAGCCACUCGGGAAGCUUCUCCUCCCACUGAGCGGCCAGUGGAGCGUAAAUCUUACUCGCUGGCUCGCAGGACUCGCUCACGGCCCGCGGACCUGGGCAGCAAACAGCCCUCCAUGGAGGAGUCAACGGGCAGUGGGAGCACCUCCUCUCCUGGCAGUGCAGGAGGGAGAGCCUGGACUGGAGGGGGAGGGGGAGGAGGAGCAGGACUGGCGGAGCUGGACCAAGAUGUGGCCCGACUCAGUCUGGCUGGACAGAGCUGGAGUCAGAGCCCGACGUCGUACAUGCGAUCUGAGAUGAGGGGCCUCCCCAGCCCCAUGCACAUCUCCGGUGGCCCCCCCCCUCAGUUCUCCAGCAUGGAGGAGAUCGGCGUCGGCUCCAGUCGAGCCAAACGCUACUCUUCCCAGCGACAGAGAGCCGUACCUGAGCAGACUCCUCCCAUGCACCUGGGUGUGAUGGAGGGACAUUACUACGAACCCAUGUCGUACCAGGGACCAAUCUACACCCACGGGGAUGGCCCCGCCCCCAUCCCACCGCAAGGCAUGCUGGUCCAGCCUGAAAUGCACAUCGCUCACCCCAGUCUCCACCCACACCAAUCAGGCGGCCCAAUCACUAACCCCGCCCUCUACGGAGGCCCACCUGUGUCUCUGUCACCGGGGCAACCACAGCAACUGCUGCCACCACCUUUCUACCCUCCUCCAGGGGUCAUGACCUUCCCUUACCCCACCAUGUACCCAACCCCACAGGGUCAGACCCAGGUGACCUACGGGGGUGUGACCUACUAUGACACGAUGCAGCAGCAGGCCCAGCCCAAACCCUCGCCCCCCCGCCGCACAUCCCAGCCAGUCACCGUUAAGCCCCCCCCUCCAGAGGUGCGCUUUGUGUCAGAGUGACCCCGCCCCCCUCACCCCUCGACCGCCCUGCCCCCUCGGCCUCACUCUGCUCUGAGAACCACAGGAGCAGGGUGGGAGGAGUCGGUAAGGAGCCGCGAUUUCCUACACCAACCAACAGCAAGGGCGGUGCAGGGGCGUGAAGACGGACAGACAGAGGCGGAGACUAACUCUGCACAAGACCACAGCAUCACUGUUGCCCCUCCCCCUUUUGUUUCUGACCCUGUAGCAGUCGUUCCAUGACGGCGAGUCGCCAACGCACAGGUUUGUUCCUGCCAACGUGUCUUUGAGCAACAACUGAAACAGUGAGAAAGUAACGAGUUCCAAUCCCUCAAAGUCACUUUUUGAGUUUAGUGACGGCUUCGUUGUUUUUGUGUCGUCGUCUCCGUUUACUUCACUGUCUGGUUCGCAAUGUAGGAAACAUGAGGUUUGCUUUCUCAUUUUCUCGAGUGAAUGAGAUAAAAUAAUCUGUUAUGUUGUGAUAAUGUCUCGUUAUCUCCCGGAGAUAAUUCUCGUUAAGAUAAUGAGAAAACGCGGCGUGGCUGUUCACCGAGAGCAAAGCAGACGACAGAUUAUUAAUCUGGUCACAGAUUAAUCACAAACUGUGGAAACAUCUGUUUCAGGAGGGACAGCCUCCUCUCUCCUCCCUCCUUUCCUCCUCCCUGCUCCUCCUCUCUCCUCCCUCCUCCCCUCUGCUGACUUACAUGAUGAACUGCGACUAUUUUCCACGUGAACUGAAACUCGUGUUUUUUUGUUGUUUGUUUUUGGCUCCUCCCCCUGAUGAGCAGAGACAGUUUGAGUGUAAACACGACGUGUCCAGCGGGGGGCGCUGCUGCUGCUGUACAUAUGUGUGUAAAUAGAAGCUGGAGCAGAUGAAAACUAUAGUUAUGAUGCGAGCGCAUCGGCAGGGACUUUGAACGUUAACCAUGAUUCAUUUAGAGAAACGGAGUUCACGUUUUUCUUUCUUUGUCACUUUCUUUUUUUAACUGUAAUUUUUUAUUAUUGUUAUUAUUAGUGAACACAGGAGUGAUAACUAUUAUUAGUUUGGCUUGUUAACGCGUCGUUAUUACUGUAACCACAACGUUAAAAAAAGAAAGUCGUUGAUUAUUGCUUUGAUCAUUGGUUUCCUCUGAUGUUGAAGACACUGUAAGGCUUUUAUUUUGAAAGGUUCAUUACCAUCAGUAUUCUGAGCAGGUGCUUUGAUGUUGACCUCAGUGUCUGUGUCGUAACGAGUGACUGCUGUUUAUUCCUUGACCUUUGACCUGAGCUGACAACACCUUUUAUUUUCUUUUUUUCACUCUUUAAAGUCACAGUUUGUGUUUUUUUUCUUUUUAAAGUGAGUUUGUGUAAGGUUCUGACGGCGAGAACCAAACAUCUCUACAUCACAUGAUCACGUCUUUAUCUCACUGUUAGACAGACGUGUGUAAACCACUCACUCUCCCACACCAAAGCCC
Molecule: messenger RNA, 3832 nt
Organism: Solea senegalensis (Senegalese sole)
Lineage: Eukaryota; Metazoa; Chordata; Actinopteri; Pleuronectiformes; Soleidae
Gene: casc3
Product: casc3 exon junction complex subunit
Exons: 13
Coding region: 60-2381 (773 amino acids)
Biological process (GO): mRNA processing
Cellular component (GO): exon-exon junction complex
Molecular function (GO): mRNA binding
Source: RefSeq, a predicted model, not a curated record